GUGACAUCCACGCACGUAGUGAGGUGACUGUUGUUAUUACUAGCUGGCUGUCAGGGGGAAUAACGCGGCUGUUUCGGCUCAAUCAUCGUGGAAUCCCGGGUUUGUGGAGUGUCGCCUGCUCGGUAGAGUUACUUCCAGGGUCAGGGUUUCUUCCCCUGGUUCGUUUUUGGCGCGUUUGUCGCCAUGUUAUCUUCCGUUCCUACCAGGCUAAUUGCACGAAGGUCGCGCAGCCUGUCCCCGUGUAGCCGCGUCUUUCAGACCAGUACGGGCGAUGCCGCGUCCAAGGGCAUCCGCGAAACGGCGGCGGAGACCGGCCGGAACCCCAUCGUGUCCACGUCCCGGGUCUCCAGACGGGGGAUUUUGGCUGAGGAGACCGCAGCUGCCAGUGUGAACCCAUCGGUGCAGUACCACCAUCUCGCCCCCAGGUGGCUGUCUAACCUGGAGAACCGCCGCAGCUCCUGGGCGGCCCUGGCCAGCAGGGGGCGCAACAACAACCAGUACUGGGAGGAGAGCGGGCAGCACAGCGGAGGGGAGAACCGGGGAGCAGGUGGGAGAGCCAGCCGGGCUGGGGUGGCCUCUGCCGGCGUGCUGUCUGCUGCAGCAGUGGCCUUCUGUCUGAAGAAAGACUUUGAUACUAAAGGAGAUGCUCUUUUGGAGGCAGCAAGGACCAACAACUCCCAAGAUGUGGCAAGGUUGCUGGAGGAGGGGGUCGACCCAAACCACCGCCACCGUCUUGGUUGGACCGCUCUCAUGGUGGCCGCCAUGAACCGACAGCACAGUGUGAUUAAGGUCCUGCUGGACGCCGGCGCCGAUCCAAAUGCCGGAGACGAGUUCAACAACGUCUACGACACCUCGCGGGAGAAAGGCAUCCACUCACUGGAAGUCCUCGUGUCCAGAGAGGACGAAUUCAGCAGCAGGCUCAGCAGCAGGGCGGGUUUCCGUGGCUGCUCGGCGCUGCACUACGCCACGCUGGCGGACGACCCGCGAUCAGUCCGCAUGCUGCUGGAGGCCGGAGCCAACCCCAUGCAGACCAACGGUUUCGGACACACGGCGCGGGCCUACGCCAAGGAGGGGGAAGUGAGCAAAGUGCUGCUGGAGUGGGAGGGGAAGUUCCAGGAGGCUCAGGCUCGGCGAGAGGCGGAGGAGAGGAGGAAAUUCCCCCUGGAGAGGAGGCUGAAGGAGCACAUCAUUGGACAGGAAGGAGCCAUUAACACGGUGGCUUCAGCCAUCCGGAGGAAAGAGAACGGCUGGUACGACGAAGAGCACCCUCUGGUCUUCCUCUUCCUCGGCUCUUCGGGCAUCGGGAAGACAGAGUUGGCCAAACAGGUGGCGCGCUACAUGCACAAGGACGUCAAAAAGGGUUUCAUCCGAAUGGACAUGUCCGAGUUCCAGGAAAAGCACGAGGUUGCCAAAUUCAUCGGCUCCCCACCGGGAUACGUCGGGCACGAGGAAGGCGGGCAGCUGACCAAGCUGUUGAGGGCGUGUCCCAACGCAGUGGUGCUGUUUGAUGAGGUGGACAAGGCCCACCCCGACGUUCUCACCAUCAUGCUGCAGCUCUUCGACGAGGGCCGUCUGACGGACGGGAAGGGGAAAACCAUCGAGUGUAAAGACGCCAUCUUCAUCAUGACGUCCAACGUGGCGAGCGAUGAGAUCGCCGAGCAUGGGAUGCAGCUGCGGCAGGAAGCCGAGGAGGUCAGCCGCAGGAAGCUGGCCGACAACCUCGAGGAUGUUCAGAAGAGUGGUGACGUCAAGAUCUCUCGACAGUUUAAAGACAACGUGAUUCGCCCCAUCUUGAAGGCUCAUUUCCGGAGGGACGAGUUUCUCGGACGGAUCAAUGAGAUUGUGUACUUCCUGCCUUUCUGCCACUCAGAGCUGCUGCAGCUGGUCAGCAAAGAGCUCAGCUUCUGGGCCAAAAAGGCGAAGCAGCGCCAUGACAUCACCCUUCAGUGGGACCGCCCCGUGCUGGACCUGUUGGCGGGCGGAUACAACAUGCACUACGGCGCGCGGUCCAUCAAACAUGAGGUGGAGCGGCGGGUCGUCAACCAGCUCGCCGCGGCGUACGAGCAGGAGCUGCUCCCCAAGGGCUGCACCCUGCGCCUGUCCGUCCAGUCGGAGGACCCGACGGAGCACAGCGCGCCCAAUCUGCGCCUGGAGGUGGUCGGGGAGGACCGGUCCUCCCGGACGCUGGACAUCCGCCCUCCGCUCAGCCCCGAGCACUGACGAGGGGCGGCGGCGGCGGCGCAGUCGGUAUUCACACCCGUAUCAUCACCGGCGUCAGGACCUCGGACAGCUCACCAUCCAUAUGUCCAAUGAAAUAACACCUCUGAUAAGCUCAACAUCACUGCCUCUAUAAUUCAGUUCUCACAGCUUGGUCACAGACCAACGCUUCCUCGUGACUCGUCUGUGUUCGUAAAGACGAUUCGGCGUCUUGACGACCGCCGGCUCUCGCACCAUCCGCUAACUGAAGCCGUUGUAGUAGCGAUGUAGAGUUAAAGCUGCUGAUCAGUUCAUCUGUUACACGGUGAUGAUAAUUCAGUGUUUUCUUCAUAAAGCCAAUAUAUUUAAUAUUUAUUGAGCGAUUCUAUUAAGAUGAAUGCAGAUGAAAGGUGCUGUGCUCGAAUUUGAACGAUGAAUGUCAGAUUUGAAGGUGAUUAACUCUCCGCUGUCCUACACAGUUUAAUUCACUUCAACACAAAGCCAUUGACGGUGAAAAAGUUGUCGAUCUUAACUUCAUUUAACAUAUCUGUCACUCAGUAUUGGCAACCAUCUUGAAAAAGGACAGUAAAAUAUUAAGUAUUAGUCUUAAAAAGGCAGCAUUAAAUGCAUGCAAUACCACCCGUGUCCAUUAGGUGACAGUAGUGAGUCACUGUCUUCAGUCCAGCCUCUGAAUUUUUUGGCACUUUAUUUUCUACUUCAUGAUUUGUUGAUUAUUAUUCAGUCUGAAUAUAUAUAACCUGAGAUUAUAUUCUGGAUUUACAGCCCCGGACAGGCUGAAGCCGGCUUGUUAGCUUCAGAAUCCAAAUCUGAGCGUCAGAGUGCAAUUUGUGAGGAAAGCCAGCUUGGAGGGGAGGGCCGUGGCUUAUUUUGCUUAUUUUUUGAGAAACAUUUAUCUAAAAAAAAAGAAAUUCAACAGUUUGAAACUGACAUGUCGAAUCACUAAUAAACCCAUGUCUGUAACAGGUUCCUGUGGCUCUGCAGUCCUUCCUGGAUCCCAGCAGCUGCCAGUUAAACCUUUUAUUGAAAAUACAGAAAGUCCAGCAUUAAGCCCAUAAUUUAACAUGAAUGAAAGUUUGUGUGCCGUGAUCUUUCAAUAUUGUGAAACUAAAUCUUGCUGUGCACAGGGAUUCAUUUUAUUUUUUUAAACAAGACCCUUAUUUCCUCUCAGGUCUGAGAAUAUGUAAACCGUCCCUCCCCGGCAAGUCGCACUCUGGUAACGCAAAUAUCAAUGAAAUGACUACAUGUUGGUAAUAAUUAGGUAGUGUUUUGGGGGCUUUUUUUGUGAACUAACUGUGAAAACAUCAAGCUAACAUAACCACUGCUAACCAAAGAUAUCCCAGACGUCCCAUUGCACAUAUCGCUCAUGUAGACUCACCAGCAGAGCUGCUCUGAUCAAUACAUGUAAACAUGAGCUCCUGAUUAAUUCUGCUUGAGUAAAUACAGUGAAAGUAGAGGAAUCACAAGCUGAGGUUUGACUGAUGGUUGAUAGAAGAGUCUCGUCAAGGCCCUGUUAUCGGUAGAGACGGCCCGCUGCUGCUCGCCGUGACAUUAAGAGAAGUCUCAACCCAUCAAGGAAAAAUCAUUAAAAACCCGUCAUUCAAAGCGUUGCGUCAUAAACGUCGGAACGGCGUGUCGACGAGACGCCCGAUGUAAUCGAGCGACGCCUCUCAUUCUUGUGUCUCAGCUGCUUCCCUGUAAAUAAAGUCACCGCCACAAAAAGGGA
This is a messenger RNA of Salarias fasciatus (jewelled blenny), 3940 nucleotides long. It is a transcript of the gene clpb, whose product is annotated as ClpB family mitochondrial disaggregase. Gene Ontology annotation, molecular function: ATP binding; ATP hydrolysis activity; protein binding. The transcript has 16 exons. Bases 184 to 2220 code for a protein of 678 amino acids. Gene Ontology annotation, biological process: cellular response to heat. NCBI's taxonomy places the organism in Eukaryota, Metazoa, Chordata, Actinopteri, Blenniiformes, Blenniidae. Gene Ontology annotation, cellular component: mitochondrion; cytoplasm. The record is from RefSeq and is a predicted model, not a curated record.